AUUAAUAUGGAAAAUAAGCUCAAUAGUACCCAUUCGAAGACCAUCUCUCCAAUAUAAUUUCCCCCUUUUGAAAAUCCCCUUUCCUCUCCGAAAUCAGAUCAGCAUCAAAAUUGAAAUUGAAAUUGAAAUUGAAUGGCGCUGGAAUGGGUAGUCCUCGGUUACGCCGCCGCCGCAGAGGCAAUCAUGCUCCUCUUCCUCACCCUCCCCGGCCUUGACCCUAUCCGGAAGGGCCUAAUCACCGUCACCCAGGGCCUCCUCAAACCCUUCCUCUCCAUCGUCCCCUUCUGCCUCUUCCUCCUCAUGGACAUCUACUGGAAGUACGAGACCCGCCCCACCUGCGAGUCCGACUCCUGCUCCCCCUCCGAGCACCUCCGCCAUCAGAAAUCCAUCAUGAAGUCGCAGCGCAACGCCCUCCUCAUCGCCUCCGCCCUCAUCUUCUACUGGCUGCUCUACUCCGUCACGGCGCUCGUCGUCAAGAUCGAUCGCCUCAAAAAUCGGAUCGAAAAGCACGCCUGAUUUCCCGAAUCGCAUCACCCACACUUUUGGUAUUCUUAAUUGAGUUUCGUGUGCCCUAAUUGUUAGGGUCUACUUGGCUGUUUGAUGUAUUUCGUAGUUAAUAUUUGACUGUUUUGAAUUUGAUGUUUCCUGCCAUCUUGUGAUUGUGUUAUCGUUAUACUCACUUAGGUUUCUUAUCACUGAAUUCUGAUCUGUAUUUGAUCUGAUAGAAGCUAGGUUCCAUGUGUAUAUGCUUGCUGUUGGAUCUCGAAUUCUGUCAGUUUACAUACCCAA
This is a messenger RNA of Salvia splendens (bonfire salvia), 789 nucleotides long. RefSeq lists its product as uncharacterized. Gene Ontology annotation, biological process: intracellular protein transport; endoplasmic reticulum to Golgi vesicle-mediated transport. The transcript has a single exon. The coding region runs from base 133 to 516 and encodes 127 amino acids. The record is from RefSeq and is a predicted model, not a curated record. Lineage: Eukaryota; Viridiplantae; Streptophyta; Magnoliopsida; Lamiales; Lamiaceae. Gene Ontology annotation, cellular component: endoplasmic reticulum; endoplasmic reticulum membrane.